Astyanax mexicanus (Mexican tetra) is the source of this 764-nucleotide messenger RNA. RefSeq names its product transthyretin (prealbumin, amyloidosis type I) (gene ttr). The record is from RefSeq and is a predicted model, not a curated record. Gene Ontology annotation, biological process: purine nucleobase metabolic process. Lineage: Eukaryota; Metazoa; Chordata; Actinopteri; Characiformes; Acestrorhamphidae. The transcript is spliced from 5 exons. The coding region runs from base 43 to 492 and encodes 149 amino acids.
AUAAGACUCUGACUGUCCUGCUGCCUGUAGUGUUCCUCCACAAUGGCCAAAGCUAGCAUUUUUAUAUUCCUCGCUUCAACACUCGUCUUCUGUCAGGCUGCUCCUGUGGAUGUACAUGGUGGUUCAGACUCCCAUUGUCCGCUGACAGUGAAGAUCCUAGAUGCAGUGAAAGGUGUCCCUGCUGGAAAUGUGGCACUCAAGGUUUCCCGCCAAGGCUCGGACGGGACAUGGGAAAAGAUUGCUAGUGGCACAACAGAUUUAGCUGGAGAGGUUCAUAACCUUAUCACAGACCAGGACUUCACACCUGGUGUUUACCGCGUGGAGUUCGACACUAAAAGCUACUGGAAGGCAGAGGGCCGCACACCCUUUCAUGAGGUGGCUGACGUGGUGUUUGCCGCUCACACAGAAGGACAUCGCCACUACACUCUGGCCUUGUUACUGAGCCCCUUCUCCUACACCACAACAGCUGUAGUGGUCAAAGCACACGACUGAAGCUGCAAAAAAAACACAUAUCACAUCACAAUACUACAGAGCGUAAUGCAGUGAACAAACCGGCAACGCAGUGAAUAGACUGGCAAACAAAGAUCUGUAACCAGGAUGCCGCUUCUGAAACUGGUGUUACAGCAAAAGUGGACCCUCGAAAAAGGAGUAACAAAGACAUAGAAGAAAGGAUCCUCCCAAUUUUCUGCUCCAGUUCAUCAAUCAGACGCUUCAGAUGGUCUACAUACAUAGCUCAAGAUUCAAAUUAAAACUUCUGAAAAUAA